Molecule: messenger RNA, 907 nt
Organism: Nelumbo nucifera (sacred lotus)
Lineage: Eukaryota; Viridiplantae; Streptophyta; Magnoliopsida; Proteales; Nelumbonaceae
Source: RefSeq, a predicted model, not a curated record
AAGAUCCAAGAAGAAAAACUAAAGGAACUCUCUCUCGGAGUCUCAGUCUCAGUGAGAGAGAAAGAAUGCUUGCUUAAAAUAAGCAGAAGCUCUUAUACAAUAAGCUCCAGAUCACAUCAAAGUCUCUCUCUCUUUCUCUCUCUCUCUAGAAGAGAACUCUCAACAACUUCACCAAUGGAGAUAAUAAGGUGUUGCUGUUGAAUCUCUUUCAAUAGGUUUUAGAUCAGCGGCGUGAAUCGGACUCCCGGACGAAGCUCGAAGAUGCUGUAAAUCCAAUUCUUUCUCGGCCUGUAAGGCUAUAAGAUUUCGUGCUAAUUAAAGGAGUGAGGGGAUCAAAUGGACGAAAAUGCCUCACGUAUCACUAUCAGCAGGGCCAAAGAAGGCAAGAAGAAAGGCUUGACGAGGAGGAAUCGAUUUCCAGUUCCAGCGGAUGAUGUCGGAGAUCUGCAGGUCAAAUGUUCCGGCAAGUACUGCCGAUCGUGCAUAGCGAGCUUCCUGGCGGACUGCAUCGCCGUCUGUUGCUGCCCUUGUGCGGUCGUAAACCUUCUUGCCCUUGCGUUCGUGAAGGUACCAUGGAUGGUGGGCAAGAGAUGUUCGAGAUUACUGAAAAAGAAGCGUCCUAGGCUAGAAAUGGAGGGAACAAAAAGAAAAGAAACGACCAGCGUGAUAGCGAGAAAUGUAGAUUUGAGAAAAGAGCGGGUAGCGGAAGGAACACCAUUUGAAUCCCCAGCUGGAUUGGAAGAGGAUAAGCGAAAGGACAACUGUGAGAGAUCUGAAGCUGAGAGGGUUUGGUUGGAGUUGUAUCAGGUGGGUCAUUUGGAUUUUGGUAGAGUCUCUUUCUCUGGAAUUCAAGGAAAGAGCAACUAAUAAAUUAUAUUCUUAGAAAAAAAUAAUUGUUAUUGAAUAU